Besnoitia besnoiti is the source of this 11436-nucleotide messenger RNA. RefSeq lists its product as uncharacterized. Gene Ontology annotation, molecular function: cysteine-type deubiquitinase activity. NCBI's taxonomy places the organism in Eukaryota, Apicomplexa, Conoidasida, Eucoccidiorida, Sarcocystidae. The transcript is spliced from 13 exons. The coding region runs from base 1 to 11436 and encodes 3811 amino acids. Gene Ontology annotation, biological process: protein deubiquitination. The record is from RefSeq and is a predicted model, not a curated record.
AUGCACGCCGAGGGUCGUCCCCCCCCUCGGCACCUGCCGCCUGUCCCCGCGGACUGCCAUUUCUGGGCGUCUCUUCCGUCAGCUGCUCCUUCUUCGCCCCCUGCGCAAGUGCCGUACCACCCCUCCGGCCAAGCGCCGCCGUAUCAUCACGCCGUCCCCUUCGCGAUUCACGUUCCUUCGGCAGGCUCCAGUGGCGCCGACACCACGUUUCGGUCGCCUGCGCAGCUGUCUGUCCACGCGCCGGGGGCGGGUGGCGUCAGCGCAUGCAGCCCGCCCCCCGCGGCCGCGCCCUCGUUGUGCUACACGCCCUUUCCGUGCGCCGCGGCGCCCCCUGGGUCGCCUGCGCCGGCGGCGCAUGAAGGGGCGGGCUACGGGGCACCUGGCCCCAGCAGGGUGCCCGAGCGCCCCGUAGGCCUGCCGCAGCACUUCGUGCCAGGCGGAGCGUGGCCGUUCCACGGCGGCGGGGGCUUGUGUGGCGGCGCAGAGAACGGAGAGGACCCGUGGCUGGCUCACCCGGGAAAACAGGUGGACGACGUCGCGUCCACUCCGCAUUCCGUCAAAGGUUCACUUCCUCUCAAUGUGGGCGGAGUGGGGGCGGCCCUUCCUGCGUCCAGCCCCGGGUCGCACCACUUUCCCAGCCACGGCACCUUCGGCAGGCCUGCGCGCAACACACACAUCGCAGUCCCCGCGGCCGGCGCGGGGACUGCCCACUUCGCCGCGAGCAUCCUCGCCCCUCCGUUCGCUUUCUCCAGAGACCCGAGCGUGGCCGCGGCGUCUGGCGCCCCCGCGGCCGCCUCGUCUGCGGCCGGGUGCCGGAAGUUCAGUCAGGAUGAAGCUGCGCAGCAGUCGGCAGCAGUUUCCCGAUCGGUAAGCGGCGCUGCAACGGCCUGCACGAGUCGGACGGGGGACAGCAUCGGCUGCGGCGUCGAGGGGCUGCCUCGCGACUCGGGCUCCCUCGUUAUGGAUCUCAGCGUCCCACGACGCGAGGACUCUGCGCGGCCUGCCGCCCCCCUGCAUCCUUUCUUCGCGGCGAAGGCGCCCGACGGCCCGCGCCAGCAAGCCCCGCGAGCUGACGCCCUCACGCCGGCCGCUGAACUCGGCGAAGGAAGGCAUGACGACGGCGUCGACGGCGACACCGGCUGCCCCCCUUCCAGUGGCACAAGCUACGGGGCGCCAGCGGGAUUUGGGAGUCAGCCAGUCAUGACAGAGGCACGAUAUUCUCAGCAGAUCUCAUCCAGACGCGUGGGCGACCGGCAGGGCACGGCCGCGCAUGGCCCGAGCGCGGCAGGCGGCGGAGAACGACCUCAUGCGCCGCAGCGGCAAAUGAGCUCCGAGCCAACGCAUCGGCGCGGCGACCACUCCCCAGCUGUACGUACACCUGCCGCGAUGGCACCUGAAGCCACGGGCUGGCCAUCCACGAUGCAGUCCUCGGCUGCGUUUGGGCCGUCACCCUCGUUCCUCUCGCGCGACAAAUCUGCUUUGCGCCGGAUGCCGACCACAGAGUGGGCGUGCGCGGGGCUCGCCCCGCCUGCGCCACAAGCGGGCGGUCAUUUCCACGCCGCAGCCACACCCGUAGGAGGCUCUCCCACGUCGCAGGCGCAGCACAGCGAAGCGGCCGAGGCUGGCCGCGCCACCCCGUGGGACGAGCGGAAACCGGUCGCUGCGCUGUCCCUCGGCAACGGAGGGGCCGGGGAGCAGCUUCCUUCGCCUCUGUCGCCGGCCCCUCCCAAGAAGCGAAGACGCAUGAGAAAGGAAAAGGCUCCGGUGCUGCCCGCGUCGUCAAACCCAGGCGGCGUGGAGGCUUCUCCGCAGGCCGGCAGCCACGGCGUUGAAGAGGCAGCGGGGCCGGUAGGGGGUGCGCGGACGAAACGGAAUCGGUCGCUGACGGCGGACGAUACUUCCCUCCCUGCUCCCUCUGUUGGGCAGGCCACGUGGCAGAAUCCGGCGGCAAGCAGCCGCUUGCCCUUCGCGCAGGCCUCUCGCGCCGAAGCCGCCGAGCAAGGCAGAGACACUCCGGGCGUGUCGGAAUGCGGAGCAAGCGCGGGCGUCGGAGUCAGCCUCGGCGAGGACCUCCAGCUCGCCUGCAGGCCCGAGACGGCCAGCGCAGCGGGGACUCUCUCCCCAAUGGAGACAGUCGCCGACGCCGUGAAGCAACAAGAGGCCUCGCCGUGCAUCAGCAUGGCCGCGUCCGCCCCAGCGCACCACCCCGCGGCCGACGGUGUCACGCCGACCGCCCACGGCGCCUCUCAGGCGCCGUCCUCUUCUUCAGCUUCAGCGCCUCUGCACUGUGCGCUGCUGCCUUCUUAUGGCCAGCCGGUCGCGGCGUCGCCGUCGCCCUCUCCGUCGCACGCGCUCUCUUCACCGGUGCUGUCGUCGCCGCCCAGUUCAGCCUACUCCAAGUUCCCCGACAGCGACCGCGGCUCGAACCCGGAGGACGCGUGCACGGCGAAGGAGGUCGCGCAGGACGUCGGCGGCGAAGCGGAUCUCUGCGCCUCGGCGCCGGCGUCGCCCUCUGGAGACGAGGCCCUCGCGACGGCCCUCGGAGACGAGGCGUCCUCGGGCGACUUCUCCGCGCCGGCGCGCAGCCGCCCGCGCGCGCGCCCACGAGCCGUCUUCGGCAACAGCCGAAGGCCUGGUCGGCAGCCGGCUCGCCGGCCGCGAAAGCCGGCUGAGGACGAGGCUGACUCCGAGCAAGGCGCGGGCGGCAGUUCGCUGAAAAAGGCGGAGCCUGGUGCCUCCUGCAGCCGAAGUCCCUCCGUGGUUCGCAGCGCGCCGGCCUGUGUGGUCUUGGGAUAUGGCACCGCCAUGCCCGAUCGAGAAGUCAGAGGGUCUUCGAUCGUUGGUCUGAUCAACGUCGGAGGCGGCAGCUGUUUCCUCAACGCGGUCCUCCAGUGCCUCGCCAAUUUCCAGCCCCUGCGAGACUUUUAUCUGCAGUGGGACGAGACUUUGCCGCCGCGAGAGCUCCUGGGGCGACUGUACGCCGCGUACACAAAGCAGCUCGAGCGGCUAGCCCCGAUGUCGAGACGACGAGUGAAGCGGCGCCAGCAGGAGGAGAAGCUCGCGCCGUUCAGUACUUCCAUCAGCUGGGAGCUUGCGACGGUCAUCAACCACAUGUGGCGGCUUUCCGGCUCCGUCAAAUUCCUGAAGCCCGAUGCGCUCUACCAGGCCUGCCUCCGCAUCAUGCCGCACUUCGAUCCGCACGAGAUGCAGGACAGCGACGAGUUCCUGCGGCUUCUGCUCGACAUCCUCGACGCAGAGCUCCGCGCAGCCGUUCUGCAGCUGCCGCUGGAAGACGUUUUGCUCCUUCAGAGUCGCCCGACCAAGUGGGAGUCUGACGAAGGUGCCUUGCCCUCUUGCGCGGCGUCCUGCCCCGAGGCGACAUGCGAGGUUUUCGCCGCCUCGCAUGUCGCCAGCUCGUCGCCUUCCGGCGCGGCUCUUGCGCCUGGCUCAGAAGGCGCCGCCGCCGCGAGUCUCUCCGCGCCUUCGCCUCUGGCGCAUUUGGCCAGUUCGCUCUCAGGCAGUUCCGAGGAGGCGAAGGCGCACGCGCAAAGCGUGUCGGGUUGUCUCUCGGCGACGGCGUCAGGGGGGAGCGGGCGCGCUAGUGCGGCGCUCGCGACAGGGAUGAAGCAAGAGGUGUCCCCGCUCGGGAGUGCAGCGCCGUCUGCUGCCGUCCCUCCCGCUUCGGCCUCUGCGAGUGCGGCCGCGAAGAUAGGGACCCGCGCGAGUGUGAAGAAGGAGCCGGACGGCGGCGGCGCAGAGACAGAGAAGGAAAGCGACCCCCACGAGGAGGAGCGGAGGCGAGACGUGCGCGCCCUCACGAGCAGCGCCGUCGACGCGAUUCAGACCAUGUUUUCUCUUGUGUUUGAAGGAGGCGAGGUCGACGAGGUGCGAUGCAGCGCCUGCGGCCGGCGGACGGCAACGCUCGUUCCUUUCAAAAGUCUCGCCGUCGCCAUGACGCGGGAGGCCCAAGAACAGGCCUGCUACUACUCCAGUAUGCGAGCGAAGCCGGCGACGUUCUUCUCGGAGCUCAUUCCUGUGGAUUUGGUGGAGUGCCUCGAUCGCCACUUCGCGGACGACGCAGACUCUCUCAAGCUCUCGACUGGAGAAGGGUACUACUGCUCCCGCUGCCAGCGGAAGCAAGACGCCGUGAAGCGGUGCUGCUUAGUCAAAGAUCACCUCCCCUUUGUGCUGUGCCUCACACUCAAACGCUUCGUCCGCGGCCACGACACAUACAAGAUUUGGAAUCCCGUCCGCUUCGGCGAGUUUCUGGAUCUCUCUAAGUACAUUCGCGACGACGCAUUUCCUUCAUCUGACACGUCGUCUGAAGCCGCGCAGCCUCGGGCCUGCGAGGCACCGGCGGGCGUCGCCGUGAAGUCCGAGGGCGGGGAGGCGAGGCCCGCAGCCGUUCCCUCCGCGGGCCUGCGAGACGUGAAGACCGAGAGCGGCCUCCACACCCCGACGGGGCCCUCCGCGCCACCCCCCGGGGGGGGGUCCUGCGGGGCGGCGGGGCCGUUCGCGGACCUGGAGAGUUUGCGCGGGAAGGGCGUGUGCGACGAGAUGUGCGGCGAAGACGCGUCAAAGAUUUCCACCGCUGCCGCCUCCGAGUGUGACGGCGGGCGGCGCGAGGCGACUUUUUUUCUGGAUGGGGAGAAGAAGGGCGCCUCCGCGCCGAAGCCAGCGGAGGGCCCCGCGGGGUUUCCGCUGCGUUUCUCAGAGGCGUACAGGGCGGUGGCUCAUGCCGGAGAGGGACUUGGAGACACCCCACACGCCGCGUUCGCCAGCGCGCCCGGCGCGUUUCUCGGAGCUUUGGCUCAGGCCCCGCCGUCGCCCUACACCUACUGUCUGGUGGCGCUGAUUGAGCACGAAGGCCCCGCGACCGACCAAGGGCACUACGUGUGCUACGUGAAGCACUUGGAGACUGGGCGCUGGUUCAAGGCCGACGACAAGCUCAUCACACUUGUCGAUUUCGAGACGCAGGUCCUGGCGGCCGCGCCCUACAUGCUCUUCUACGAGCGCAUCCCGAGCCCUGAAACCACGCGCGCGUACCCCUUCUUCGCCCGAGACGACGCCCCCGACGAGCGCCACGGGAGCCCCGCAGGCCCAGACCGAGGCGCGUGGACGGCGGACGCCUCGCAGGAGUUCCCGCAGCGCAGAGAAGCGGAUGCAGCCGGCGUCACCGCUCCCGACGCUGCAUGCGCGCCCCCGCGCAUGCCGAGGCGAGCGGGAAGAAAAUGUGACUGGAGAGUCUGGACUCAAAGAGUCAAGGAGAUACCUCCACUCAGCGAGCUCUUGGGAGAUGGAGGGAGCGCCGGCGGCAGCACCGCAGGCACCCGCCAGCUCUCCCCCGCGCCUUCCGUUGCAGACAGCGACCUGCGCUGCCCCUCGCCGGCGCCUUCUGGGCUCGCCUCGGGGGCAGCCUCUCGCGCCCGAAGCGAUCCCUCGGGCUCCAGCUUCGCGUCCCCGACGCCCGCGAGUCUCUCGCGGGCCUCUUGCGGCGGCGGGCGCGGGCAGUCGCGCGGGGCAGGGGCUGCAGCCAGCCGCAGCGGUCAGCGGGUCGGCGGCGGCGGCCCAGGAGGCGGUUCCUCCUCCGGGCCAAGCCGAAGUCGAGGGGGGGGACUUCCCUCAGUUGCUUUGCUUCGCGAGGCCGCUGAGCCCCCAGAGGGCUUGCAGCCCGCCGCCUCGACUCCGCUGCCGGGGCCUGUUCGCGACGACGCGGCGAGCGCGGGCGCCAGACCCGCGAUUAGUGGCGCGGCCACUGUUCACUCCGAGACUCAGACUGGCGCGGCGCCUUCGUCUCGCAGUGCGAGUCAUUCGGCACUGCUGCCUGCGGCGGCCCUCAGCAGCGACGCGGCCGCCGUCGCGUCCGGCGGCGGCCCCGGCGUGUCGGAGGAGACCCCGGACGCGCCGGAGGAGACCGCGGACGCGCCGGAGAGGCUCCCGUGCCCCUUCCUGGGCCAGCAGGCGCUGCCCUGCAGCGCCGUGUACUCCCGGUGCGUCUCUGUCGGACUCGCACGCGACCGCUGCUGUGGCAGCGAACAGAGGGAGACAGAGGCAGCGACAGCGCCGUCGCUGUCCCCUCCUCGCCUGCCGACCUCGAGGCCGAGCGCCGAUCGCGGCCCAGACGGCGCACCGGCAGGGACCGCGGGGCCCGAGCCCGUCCCUCGUGGUGAGGCGCAGCAGCGCAGCGCGCCAGGGGCCGUGGAAGGGGAAGGCGUCCUGCAAACGGGCGGUCUCGCAGCGGCGUUUGAGGUUCCUGGUCCCUUCGCUGAUGGGAGGGAGACGCAGUCCACGGAUGUGUCCCAGGGGCCUGCGGGAACUGGAUUCGGCCAAGUGCGGGGCCCUGACGCAGCCUCUCGGCGAACGCCGAAUGAGGGGGGCAGCCUCUUUUCUGGAAGCCAUGAAUUCGCUUUUCAGACCCAACGAGGAAGUGGCGCGUUGGCGGAGGAGGCCCGCGAGGAGCGAAAGUGCGAGGCGUCCGCGAUGGAGGACGCGGAGGCUGGACGCCUUCCCCCUCGGAUUCCCGACACACGGGGUCCGCCCGGCAGCGUCAGCAGCGUACCUCCUUCGUCCCGGGGGGCCGCUGGCCCGCUGCCGCCCCCGCAGGUGCCGCCAGGAAAUCCACUCGGGGGGGCGUCGGAACCGGCGACUCGCCCCUCCCCGCAUGCAGUUUCUGGCGCCUUCCCAGCCAGCGCGAAUGCUGCGGACGCGUACACGCCGCAUCCGUCGGGCGUCGCGGGGAGCUUUUCCCCGCUCGUCUCGACUGACACAGGCUCUGCGCGCUCCGUGGCCUCCUCGCCCCAGCCGCCCUUCUGGGCGCACGAGGGCCAGUUCAGCGCCUACGCGCUGGCUGAGCCGGGGCCCAACGCCGGGGCAGAGCCCCCGCCGGGAAGCGCCGCGAUGGGGUGUGUGGCGCUGGACGAGGGAGCUAACGCGGCUUCUCAGCGGAGUGCAUCGGCUGCUCAAGCGUCGCCGACUACCUUUAGCUUUUCCGCCCUGGGCGCGGCGUUCCAGCCAGGAGGGACUUCCUGUCAUCCAGGGUACUCGGCCUCCGGGAGCCCUGGCGACGCGCCGCCGCCCCGCGCGCCAUCGCCAGAGGCCGUGCAAACAGCGCCCGCGUGGGAAGGGGCUGCUGCGUACGCUUCGCACAGCGUGUGGCGCGGCGAGGACCGACAGGCCGGCGUGCAGCAGAACUACGCGCAUUUGCUGAGUGUUCCUCAGCACGCCGUCGGGGGCUACGCGCCUGCGCAGCUGCCCUCUGCGGGCGCUCAGUUGGCAAAUUUUGCGCAGCCAGUCAACCAGGCGGAGGCGGAACAGAAGGCGGCUCUGCAGCAGGGGUUGAGUCAGGACGGAACUGUGGGCGCUGUUGCCCCAGAGGCCGGCAAAGACGGAGCUACCCUCAGCGGAAGAGACGGGCAGCAGAGGCUCGACAUGACUUGCGCUCCAGGGCCCGCGUGGGGCGAGGGCGGAGGCGGUAUGGCAGCGGUCAAUAGCCCGCAGCCGCGAAGCUACAAGUCCCACGCUCAAUUCGUAGGAGAGGUUGGCGCCCAGUCUGUGUCAGAGAGGCCUGGCGAGGACGCAAGGGGAGCGCCGGGGGCACCAGAGGCGGUGCCUGCUGCCACGAGCCCACCUACACACCAGAGCGCUCAGGCGCUGUCGGGAACGCCGCCACCGCCGCAGACGGCUGAUCAGGACGCGCAGGCGGCCGAGGAGGCUGCGGCGGCUGCAGCGAAGGCCGCCAAGUUAGCGGAACGGAGGAGACGAGCUCGUGAGCUCCAGCAAAUCCGGAGACAGAGAAAGGCCGAAGCUGCGGCGGCAGCGGCUGCAGCGGCCGCCGCUGCUGCGCAAGCAGAAGCUGAGGGGAUCUUUUCAGCUUCCUCACACACGGGUGCCGGAGGCGAGAUCGCACGUGUGAGUGGGCUUGGUCCGUGCCAAGUUGAUAUGUCAAGAGUGAACGUCGCGGCCGCUCCGCCGGGGUAUGGGGUGUUUGCUCAGCAGCCGCGGUACCCGCAGGCCGCGGAGGUCUUUGUCGCCGCCUCGACUGCUGGUGCCGCGCGUCCUCCAACAUCAGGCAGGGAAGCCCAGCGGAGUCCGGCGGCCGCAGGCCUCUCGGGAGACUUUUUCCCCAACGUUGCCGCAGCUGGCACGGGUGUUUCGCAGGGCGCCUCAACGCAUGCAUACGGAGUCUCCGGGUCCCAGGCGGGGCCGUCGGCGUAUCAGUGUGCGGGCGUCGCUGCGGAGUAUUAUUUUCAGAACGCUCCGCGACUGAAUGACGUCGUACUUACGCCGCGCUUGGUCGCGCAUGCGGCGCCCUGGAACGCGUCCUACUCGAUCGCCGCGGCGGCGGUCCAGCAGGCCGCAGCCGCAGCGGCUGCGGCCACUGACGGCGCAGGGGCGAACCCUCUCGAUCCUCAUGGGAGGGAGGGGAUGAUGCCGACGUCGCCAGCGAGGCGUCGCAAGAAGAAUUCCGUGGCCUCAGUGGACAGUGUCGGCGGGCAGCCAGAGGGUCGGCCUCCUCAACAGGAGCUAGUCCCUCCGCAGGGAGCGGUGCCGCAGCAGAUGGACGGAAGCGGGCAUCAGGCUCGUCUUCCGGUGCCGCGCGAGGGCGACGGCCUCUCAGGCGCCGUGUCGCCACAUGUUCAGCAUUUCCUGUCGAGGCCUCACGAACCCCCCGACGACGGGCGAGGAGGGGGGUCUCAAAAUGCCCGUCCGCCCGACGUGGGCGCCCCUGGCGCGGGAGGCAUCCAACCGCAUGCCUCGCUGGCGCCGGGUGUCAUGGCUGAGCCCGGCAGUGGCGCGGCGAAUGUGGAUCCGCGGUUCAGGGCGCCGUAUCCGCCGCCGCUGCAAAACAGCCCGGGAGAUGCGCAUUUCCAUUUGAGCUCGGCGGCAGGGGGGUCCGCGUCUGGUUUUUAUGGAGGCGCACCGUACACGCACACGGCGCCAGGCCUCGUGCCAGUGCCGGCAGGCGGCGGUGAUCCAUCGUUGGCGGCGGCAGGCCCACCAGCUCCAGGUGCCCAGGGGACUGUGGCAGGCGGGUCCCCCAGCGCCUCGGCGUGCCUCACGAAAAGCGUGCCGCCCCCCCCCGUGCCCAAGAAGCCGAGGAAGCGGCCACCGGUCAGCGGCAAAGCUCCGGUCCGCCAGAAGCAGGGGGAGGCCCCCGCUUCCUCCCCGGACUUCGAGGCCCGCCAGGGCAGCAUGAGUGGGAGCGGCAACCGGAAUGUAUUUUUGCACCUCACGCCACCUCCACCGGCAGAGAAGAUGCGAGCGGACGCGCAUGUGGGGGGCGUCUUACCCGCCUCCUCUGGGGUGUGGCGCGGCCCGCAGGCGCAUGUUGAGGCCUCCUGCAGGCCGCCAGAGGGCCGGGGGGCGGGGCCCGGAGCCGCAAAUGGCCAGGAAGGACAGACGCCUUGCGCUCCGCAGGCGCACCUGCUGGGUGUUGACUACAGCGGAGUGGGUUCGGUCGCUGAGCGACUGCCCCCUCAAGUUGAACAGCCGCCAGCGGCGGCUCCUGUGGCGACGCAAGGGUUCAUCACCACCGUGUGCGCGCGCUGCGGGAGACCAGCCACAAGCACCCCGCAGGGCCUUCAGGCCUCCUGCGCGUGCGCAGCUGGAUUCUAUUCUGUCGCGUCUCGUGACUGCAGCGCGCCUCACGGGACUCCAGACGCGCCACACGCAGUCUGGGGCGGCGGUCAGACUCUUCCCCGCAGUGAUAGCGGCCCGACCGGCCUCCUGCCCUCUGGCGGGCAGCCGCUGGGUGCUCCCUCUCCACGUGAGGCGCCGUCGCCAGCGCAUCUUCCCCACCAGCCAGCGACGGCGCCUUUUUCCAGGGGGGGACUCGCAGAUUCCACCCAAGUUGGUCAGCGAGAACCAGACAUGAGCGGCCAGUAUGGGUGGCCAGCGUCCGCGCCUGCCCCCCAUGGACGGGGCGCGGGGCCGCCUGACCCCGCGUUCGCGGGCGCGCACAUGUCCAUCCCGCCGGGGGUCUCUCGCGAGGGGCGUGGGACUCCAGAUCCGCGGGCGACCCCGGCGCACCGCGGUGGAGUGCACUGGCUGGGUCACGCUUUGCAGCCAGAGCUCGCGCAAGGCGCGCCGAAUCUGUUGAACGCCCCCAGCCACGAAGGCAGCGGACUCGGCGUCGUUCAGACGGAGGGCCCCGCCGCCGCAGAGCCGAAAGCCAAGAGCCGGAAGAAGAAGCAAGAGAAUGACAACAAGCCCGGUGGUGGUGCCACCGCGGAUGGAAGCGUCAAGAGCUGUGACGGCGCCGGGAUGGUCAGGGGCUCGCCGUCUGUCGAGCGUCAGGCGCAAGUUGGCGAGAACGCGGCACCGGGUUCUGAGGCGGCGCCCCGCCCGAGGAGCCGGGCGCCCAAAAGUAGGAAGAAGCAGGCAGAGCCCACAGUGGCGGCCAACGAAGUGCCGCAAGUCGCCCUCGAGCGAGACCCACGAAUGUAUGGGGGCGACGAGCAGAGCCUGGAGAGAGCCACGCUUCAGCAGCUCGCGCAGCCUCCGGCGGGGUCUAGCGCCCUCUUGACCCCGCAGAGCGGCCAGUAUUACUCGGGGGUCUCUUUGAACAGUGGCCAAGGCGGCCGACCCGAAAGCAACCUUGCUCCGAGAGACCGUGCGUGGGACGCGCGGGCGUUCACGGGUUUCCAGAACAGUAUCGAGUCGUAUUCGCCUGUCAAAGCAACAGGUGCCGCCAACUUCAUUUCCCACACCCCACAGUCAGGAAGCCAGAACUACGCAUGGGUAUGGACAGGGACGCAGUCGGCGACCGCUUCUCCGCUCCAGCCCCAGCAGAGCGCGUUCCACACCGUUCCUCACCAGACGCCUCCUCCUGUAUCUGUAUCUGCCUUCGGGCCGCCAGCGGCUCAAUCCGCGACUCCCCCUAUGAGCGCCGUCCGGGAGGACAGCCAAGGUCAAUUCGAGGGGACGGUGGCCUUCCAUGGUCGACAGAGCUCGGCGGAGUCAAGCGGCAGCGCCGAGAAUGUGUAUCAAGUUCAGGGGGCUUCUGUUGCUUCGCACGCGCCAGCCGCGAUGGGCGCGAGUCCGCAGCGGCAGCUUGCGCAGUACGCGUGUCCGGUAGGCGUUCCAGGCGCGGGAAGGCCGGAGGCGGUUUCUCGCGACGAAGGGCGACGCCACUACUACCAGGGAAUGCCGAUGGGGGCGCCGGCCGUCAGCCACGGAGUGCCGCCGUUUCACUCUACGCAAAACGUGUACUGCAAAGCCGCCGAAGCUGGCGGGCUCGAGCCUCCACUUUUCGCGAAGCAGCCAGAGGGCGCCCCUGCUCCGCAGGGGCCGCGUGCAGCGGAGCAAGCUCCGCUCAAUGCAGUCAUUUCGCCCUACUCGCCGAACGCUGUGGCAGCGGGAAACGUUUACCCAGCCGGAUGUCUGGGGCGCUUCGUUGACGGCGCAGCCGAGCCUUUACGCGCGCGGCCGCCGUGA